Molecule: messenger RNA, 618 nt
Organism: Fulvia fulva
Lineage: Eukaryota; Fungi; Ascomycota; Dothideomycetes; Mycosphaerellales; Mycosphaerellaceae
Product: Tripeptidyl-peptidase sed1
Exons: 2
Coding region: 1-618 (205 amino acids)
Biological process (GO): proteolysis
Molecular function (GO): tripeptidyl-peptidase activity; endopeptidase activity
Source: RefSeq, a predicted model, not a curated record
AUGUCAGUCACGAGAAGCGAUCUUCUCUCACUGAAGCAAUGGGUCCGCCAAGGCGAGCUCCAUGGCUCAGCUGUUCUGCCAAUGGGAAUCGGUCUUAAGCAGCCAAACCUCGACAACGGACAUGGACAUGCACUUCUGGAGGAGCUCUCACCCAAGCUCGCCACGCUUCGGCAUGCUGUAGACGCCGUCCACUCCUGGCUCAAGGACGCCGGCAUCGCCGCCCAGCGAAUCGGUCACUCCGCGGACAAGCAAUGGAUCCAGCUUGACGUCAAGGUCGAAGAGGCUGAACGUCUGCUCAAGACAAAGUACUAUCAAUUCGAGAAUGCAGCCACCGGCCAAAGCCACGUUGCUUGCGACGAGUACUUCCCUCCCGAGCACGUCUCUAAGCAUGUCGACUACGUCACUCCAGGCUUGAAUCUCCUGGCUGGUGGUAAAGCCUCCAACGACAAGCCCCUGGACGGCCGAAAGCGAGACAUCGAGAAGAGAGGGUUACGGCAACCAGAACUUCUCGACUCCAAUCUUCGCUGGAAGAAUUCCCAUCGACCUUUCCGUACUGAAUGCGACUGGCUUCGAGCUGGCGAACUGCGACAAGUACAUCACACCGCCAUGCAUUGCUGA